Molecule: messenger RNA, 1005 nt
Organism: Vidua chalybeata
Lineage: Eukaryota; Metazoa; Chordata; Aves; Passeriformes; Viduidae
Exons: 7
Coding region: 263-976 (237 amino acids)
Source: RefSeq, a predicted model, not a curated record
GGCGCCCAUUGGCCGCCGGCCGCCCCGCCCCGGCCGCGCUUCCUCCUCCCGCUCCUCCUCCUCCCCGGCUCCCGCCCUCCUGCUCCCCCUCUCUCCCUUCCGCUCCCCGUGCCGCCCCGCCCAGCCCAGGGCGAAGCGCCGCCCGCCGCUCCUCCCAGGACAGACAGGGCCGCCUGGGUUUCCCUGUUGAGCAGGCAUCGUGUGGGGAAAAAUCAACACGCUGGAUGUUAAAUCGGACUUUUCUCCUUUCUGGGAUGAAAGGAUGUUAUCUAUCCCGUGCCAAGAGGGAGCUGAGGUGCAGGGGGAGGGGAAGAAAGUCUUCCAAACUAGCCCGCCACGAGCAAUGAACAUAUGGCUGUUACUAUCAGCACUGGUGUAUUUGCGGCGAUGCCUAUCAACAUCCACCAGAGAGCAGGGCAGCUCCAAAACCCACAUCUUUUAUGCUGUGGAAAUUGAUGGAGACAGCAACACAGCCAGCUUCUUGGCCAAACAACAUGGAAUGCAGUUCAUUUCAAAGGUGAAGUGGGUGAAUAUCAGACAGCUCAUUAUAGAGACAUGCAUGCUGCAUUCCCAAAGUAGGAUGACAGAACAAGUCAUGGAUGACCUGAAGCAAGAUUAUUCUUAUCGGACAUGUUUUGGGCAAGGAGCUGUUUUCCUCAGUAUUUUACAAGCUCUGGUGCCAGUGAGGUGGUACAUGGACUCUCAGUGGAUAAGAGUCAUGGAUGUUAAAGGAGACAUUAACCAGGCUGUUGUGAAAGAUCUGAUACCAGCUUUGGUCAAUGGGGACAAGUGUCAUCCUGAGAGUGCUCCUCUCUGGGACAGGAAACCGACGGAGCGAAGCCCUGAGAACAUGCCGCGACACUUCAUAUUCAAUCUGCACACCUAUAAAGAGAUGAAAAAUGAGCCUUGUCCAAAGCUCUUACUUCAGCACCCAGUGGCAAAAAUAAAAUGUGAGCUUGGGACCAGGUCUCUUUGAAGCUGAUUUUUUCUAUUUUUUUUUAAACA